Molecule: messenger RNA, 1467 nt
Organism: Talaromyces amestolkiae
Lineage: Eukaryota; Fungi; Ascomycota; Eurotiomycetes; Eurotiales; Trichocomaceae
Exons: 2
Coding region: 1-1467 (488 amino acids)
Biological process (GO): protein import into peroxisome matrix; protein monoubiquitination
Cellular component (GO): peroxisomal importomer complex; peroxisomal membrane
Molecular function (GO): protein binding; zinc ion binding; ubiquitin-protein transferase activity
Source: RefSeq, a predicted model, not a curated record
AUGGAAUACGCUUCCAGCGUACAGAAUGAAUUGGACGAUUUGAAGCCCUCGCUCUUUGAGCUUCUCGCUGAGGAACAGCUCUCUUCGCUCCUUCCCCCAUCAAUCCGUUACCUUUUAGCAGUCGCAACCCACCGACAUCCUCGGUAUCUUCUACGGAUUCUCAACAACUUUGAUGAGCUCUACGCGCUGUUAUCACUGAUAGUAGAGCGUUACUACCUCCGUACCUUCGGCGGCUCAUUCACCGAAAAUUUCUACUCCCUCAAGCGCGAACGUGUUCUCUUCACAGAGAAUGGCGAGGUACCUCGAGCGCAGAUCGGUGCUGCGACAGCAGUUCGAGAAACCCUCAGACUGCGGACGUCUGAUGUCUGGAAGAAUCUAGCUAUUAUGGUUGGGCUGCCAUAUCUUAAACGAAAACUCGAUGAAAGCUACGACAUCCAUGUUGUGCCGCAAUCGUCUUCUCUGCUCGGUGGGCCGAGAUACAAUCGUCACAACGAUUUACCACCCAAUGCGACACUCAAACAGCGCAUGAUGUUUUAUUAUAAAUGGUUUCUACGAAACAUAUAUCCGUCCGUGAACGCGGCGUACUACUUCUCCAUACUGGCAUUCAACCUUGCCUAUCUCUUCGACAACACGAAAUAUUCUUCACCAUUUCUAUGGCUGAUAGGAACCCGCAUUCGUCGCCUAGGACCAGCCGACCACCGUGCCAUCGCAAUGACUAUGCAACCUAAAGCCGGUGGUAAUAACGCUCGCCAACGUCCCGGGUCAGGUCUGUUAGGCCUCCUGAGCCCCCAAAACAUAUACCCCCAGCUUCUACAAUCAUUGCGAUUUUUCCUUCCAGCAUCAAUAUUCGCUCUCAAAUUCCUCGAGUGGUGGCACGCAAGCGACUUUUCGCGACAGCUAGCCCGCAAAGUCACCGAGACCCUUGAUCUACCAGCUCCAGUCGUAACUGGUAUGGUGGAUCCUUCACUAAAGAAGAACGCCACGGCAAAUACAACAUCUCCAUCCCCGAAUUUAAAACCAGCCAUCAAAACUUCUCCAUCCCGCCGUCAGCCACCAAUAUCAUCGACAUCAUAUCUCCCCAUCUUCACAGUCCCUAUUCCGGCUCCAGAUUCAAAUAAUGCAGGCGCAUGCCCUGUGUGUCUCAACCCGCUCACAAAUCCUACCGCAUGCCAAACCGGAUAUGUGUUCUGCUAUGGUUGCGUUUUUCGAUGGUUGAAUGGCGACCAUGAACGACAAAUAAAUUUUAUGAAUGGAGUAGACGGAGGCGCGGCUUGGGAUACUCAUGAUGAUGAAGUGGACGACGAAGAUAAGCGUCAAAAUAAUGGAAAAGAUAAACCGGAGAAUAAUACUUCUGCAGACUCGAACAAGAGUCGAGAAGGGAAGUGGGAGAGUGGCAAGGGCAGAUGUCCUGUAACGGGACGGAGGGUUCUGGGUGGUACGGAUUGUCUGAGGAGAGUCUUAGUUUAG